Molecule: messenger RNA, 5652 nt
Organism: Patella vulgata (common limpet)
Lineage: Eukaryota; Metazoa; Mollusca; Gastropoda; Patellidae
Product: zinc finger protein 62 homolog
Exons: 3
Coding region: 602-2236 (544 amino acids)
Biological process (GO): regulation of transcription by RNA polymerase II
Molecular function (GO): DNA-binding transcription factor activity; RNA polymerase II cis-regulatory region sequence-specific DNA binding
Source: RefSeq, a predicted model, not a curated record
UCAUGUGAACAGAAUAUAAUGUCUAAAUAAUACUUUAUAUUACAUUUAAAGCAGAUUUGGCUCUUGCAUGAUAUUAUUUAUUUUUAAAUUGUGAGUUACUCCGGUCAACACAAUCCAAGUUCUCACCACAUAUACAACUUUUUCUAAUGAAACAAAAAUGGACGCCAGCAUAUUAAUCUGGGGAAAAAAAAUACAAAAUUAUUAGUUGAUGAAUGAAGCUGUGACCAAUCCAAUGCACAGUUUUUAAAUUUGUGGAAUGAAACGACCCGAUAUAAGUGGGAUGAAAGGACCCGUGUAAAUUUGGGAUGAAAAAGCCCGGAUGAAACAGCCCGAGAUGAACCGGUAGUGGGAUGAAACAACCUACUCCCAGUUGUCAGGUAUUCAUUAAAACGGCGUUGACUGAUCGAGCAAAUCAAAACAACGACUUUAACAGAAGUCAGAACACAAAAACUGAAUCUUCCAGUCAUAUCAGAUCUUCAAACAGUAACAGUGACGGAGUGAUUACAAAAUCUUUUCACCAAUUUCUUCUAACAAAUUAUCUUAACACAGGAAAAAGUGAGAGGUGAACAAAUUCUAUGUGAUUUUCGUGUUACGUCAAAUCAUGGCAGAGCAAACUGAAAGCAGUUGCGAUCUUGUUAUACAGAAUAACCCCGACAUCACAUAUAACUUAAAAUGUGGUAUAUGUAGUAAAUCAUUUGAUCACAGUAUUUCUUUCCAAACACACAUGAAAACUCAUAAGAAAAUGUUAAAAAAUGAGGUUUGUGGUAAAUCAUUUACUCACGAUGGAGAUCCAAAGAAAAAUGACAAAAGUCCCACUACAGAAUAUAUAUGUGAUUUUUGUGGGAAAAGAUACUUUAAAAGUAAAUGGUUUCAGAACCACAAACUAAAACAUAUUGUCCUUAAAUUUUUUAAAUGUGAGAUUUGUGAUCGUUCAUUUCAUCGGAAUGAUAUUCUAAUAGGCCAUAUGCAAACUCAUACUAGGGAAAGACCAUUUGAAUGUGAUGUGUGUCAUAAAUCAUAUGGUCGACAGAGUACUCUGAAUGAACACAAAAGAAUACAUACUGGAGAAAGACCAUUUCCAUGUGAUCUCUGUCAUAAAUCUUAUAAUAGAAGCAGUAGUCUAUACACACACAAAUUGGCACAUGCUAUGAAAGGGAAACUGGCAUGUGAUUUAUGUGAUAAAAGAUAUAGCAGCUACAAGAAUUUGUACCGACACCAGAAAACACACAGCCUAGGAAAAGACUCUGACUGCGAUGUAUCAAAAAUUUUGGAAGAAAAGGGUGACUUAGAAGAACAUGGCCAAGUGAAAGAAGAAGAGUCGGCAGCAGUAGUUUGUGAGGUAUUAGAGGGACAAAUAUUCAAGCAAAACUCUUCCUUAGAAGACUACCAAGAAAUCCAUGUUAUAGUCGAGGAAUCGUCGCAAGAUGUAGCAGAACACACUAAAUUUUGUGAAAUUUUGGACAAUCAAAUUUCUGAAAAGGACAGCAAUACAGAAGACCACAAUCAAGUUCAUACUGAAGAAGAUGAAUCAACAAAAGAUGUAGCAGAACAAAGUAAAGUUUGUGAAAUAUUGGGCAGUGAAAUUUCAGAACAAUACAGUGACAUUGAAGACAACAAUGAAAUGCAUAUUGAAGAAGAUGAAUUAACAGAGGAUACAGCUAAAGCAAAACAAGUUUUUGAGAUACUGGACGGGCAAAUAGUGGAACAAAAGAGUAAUUACUUGUCAGAAGACAGCGAAGACGAAGAGGAUGUAGCAGAACAAAGUAAAGUUUAUGAGAAGGGUACUGAUCUUGAGGUACAUGGUAAAACAGGCAAUUUUAAAUGUGAUGUUUGUAACAAAUCAUUUACUCACAGUGGCAUUCUACAGAAACACAGCAGAAUUCACACCACAGAAUAUAUGUGUGAUAUUUGUGGGAAAAGAUAUUCUCAAAAUAAAUGGCUGCAGAGCCACAAAAUGCGCCAUGUGGUCCAGAAAGUAUAUAAAUGUGGGAUCUGUGGUAGUUCAUUCCGUCGCAGUGAUGUACUAUAUGAGCAUAUGAGAUCACAUACUAAAGAAAGGCCAUUUCAAUGUGAUGUUUGUGAUCAAUCAUUUGGUAGACGCUGUACUCUAAACCUCCACAAGAGAACACACACUGGGGAUAAACCACAUCACUGUGAUAUUUGUGGUAAAUCAUAUACUACAAUAUCUGUUCUAAGAAAACAUAAAAGAAACCACGCCAAAGGAAUAACUGUUUGAAUCAAUUGUUUUUUGUGUUGACACGAAAACUAAGAACUCUUUGAAUGUGAAAGAAUUGCUCUGAAUAGGAAAUCUACAGAGUUAUUUCCAUUUGUUAUCAAUCUUGUACAAUGUAGCACUUUAGGGACUUCAAUUAUUAUGACUCAUAAUUUUUUUAGAUUGAAUUAGUUUUUUUCAUUUCAUGCAAUAUGAAAAUACCGCUCUACCCUCACCUCUGUUCUAAGGCUAUUUUGGAAUCAUUAUCAUCUAUUUUUUACAAGGAUUCUCCAUUGCUUGCCAAAAGGAAUCAUUUUUCGUGGCAUCUGACACAAUUCUAUAGUAAGUCAACUCUAUUUCCAACUAGAAUUUUGCGUUGCGAUUCAAAAACAUAAACAUAAUACUUCGGUGCACCAGUGCAACUUUCAUAAUUGCUGACCAAUUAAAAGUAUUUUGCUUAUGUGUUAUUAUAAAUUUGUGUCAGAUUAGGCAAGAAAAGACUCCUGUUGCUGAACAAAGAAGAAUCAUGGUGAAAACUAGAAGGUAAGGGUAUUUUCAUAUUGCAGCUUAAUAGGGAUGAACAGGAACAGUGAGAGGACAUCGUGGGAUCUGAGACCAUUCCAAAAGGUACUAUAUUAAACCCCUUGUCAUUCAUUCAGUCCAAUGCAGUCAAGUUACCAAUUGUUAUAAUCGAAAUAAUGUCACAAAUUAAAAUUAUAUAUGCCAUGGCCUCACUAAAAAGGGCACUGAAUUAGGGCUUUGUCCAAAUGUGCAUGCCAUACUAAAUUAUAACGGUAAAUCUUGAAUGGCUUUCUUGUUGACCCAAUUCCAACCGUAGACCUACUCAACAACUAUACAGGUGACCAUGCCACGUGCCAUCGGUAAUUUUGAAACGUGGAGUGCGCCGGAAGUUUAUGUAUUAUUAUUAUUCACUAUUUAUUGGAAUAUUUGAUGUUCUGACAGGGGUUUUAUAUCAUGAUUAUUUACAUUGAACUAAAAUCUUGUAUCUUUUUAAUAUCAUUUUAGAUUCAGUAGAGAGCCAUUUUGUCAUUGAGUUUUGAUAUGAGGUUUUAUUGUGCUGAAUAAAUUUUUACCAAAAAUAUUUUGAUAAAAGGAAUACCGUUUUUAUACAGAAAGGCAUUUGAUAUGGCAGUUUUAUAAAAUGAGCAUCUACUCGAUCUGCUAAGGCAAAUGCAAGCUAGUAUAAUUGCUUCGUUUUUACCACGUGUUUCCCAGAUCGACUUUUUAAUUUUGCCACCAUCACUUGACAAUAUACAUGUACAACUCUCUUAAUCGUAACUGAGUCCCGUCUAUCGUAUUAAAUAGCUCUCACAUUUAAUAUUACGUUAGGCCUUUUUAAAAACAAGCACCAGGAACAUCUUAGUUGACUACAAUUAUACAUGUGCUUAAUUUUCAAAAGGAUUCACGGUAGUCGAGAGGUAAAACACAAGGCUCUGGACUAGAAUAUUACUUAGUCGUUCCGAUGUGACGGAAUCCGGAAUUCCCCCGUUAACAAAUUGACAUAUUUUUUUACCUAACCAAAAAAAUCCCUGGCAUUUGGAAGUCGAUAACCUAUGCCUGUCUUUUAGAGAUCAUUUUGAUUUGUUUAGCACAAUCAAGUCUUAUUGGUGUUGUUGGGGGGGGGGGGGGUGGUUAAGGUCUGUCAUUGAGACAACUGGCGUGUUUUGAUUCCCCAGUUGUACGUGAUCCUACCUCGUGGGUUUUCCCCGGGCCCUCUGAUUUCCUCCCACAGUUAAAGUCCCCUACACACAAGCGAAUUAUUGAAAUAUGUUGCUCUCUCUCUCUCUCUCUCUCUCUCUCUCUCACACACACAAGUCUACUACCACGUUUAUAAGUCUCAAUUUAAAAAAAUAAAUGUUAGUCCACAUGUGUUUAUUAUUUUAUACUGUUAACACUGUUUAAUUGUUUAAUACACACUCUGUAAUUUUUUUAUCUUGCCGUGGUGUAACGAAUGAGUUAAUAUACACAGGUAUAUAAAUGGCCGUAUGUUAUUGAAUUGAUUCGCAGAGGGGUAUAGGAUUAUGGAUUGAUUAUGUUUUAUAUCUAAUUUAGAUGUGAUUUAUUUGUAUAUUAUAUAUUUAUUAUAUUACCGCAUGUAUAUAUUAAUUGGUAAAUCAGAUUAUUAUUCGUAGUAUUUAGUUCAUGUAUAUUAGCAGCUAAAUUAGUAUUUAGCUCGUGUUUGUAUGUAUAUUAGCAGCUGUCUUAGUAUUUAGUUUAUGUUUGUAUGUAUAUUAGCAGCUAGAUGUAUAUUUAGUUUACGUUUGUAUGUAUAUUAGCAGCUAUAUUAGUAUUUACGUUUGUAUAUAUAACUAAUUAGAAGCUUGCGUAAAUUGUUAUCUGUAGCCUGGGAUCAAGCGUGGCGGCCAAAUGUGUGUGUUCAUAUAAUAAUACAGCAUUGAAAUCUGUCUUGAUUCUAUAGGACUUAUGAACAAUAUUAUUGAACUAAUAUAAAGACUACUGUACUUAAAGAUACAUUCCCGCGUACAAACUUUGUGAUUUGAUGAUAUAUUUGGAUUAAAAACAUAUUCAAAGUAACAAAUCUAUCAAACAAAAAUUUGCUUCAAUUCCCUCUCAAAACUUUGUAUUUGCCAGGGAUACCUAUAGCUAUAAGUAACCUGUUGUUAGACGUAAUGUCUGACAACGUAGCUUCAUUGUGGGAGGAUCCAUUUUUCAGAAUGUAUUUAUCAUUACUUACUGUACAUUUACCAUACAUAUUGAGGCCUAAGUAAAUUCUUAAUUCUUUCUGUCAACUUCUUUUUCUGCCGUUUAAUUUGUACGUUGACACCCCUAAAUGUUCCCAAAACCGUCUAACCGUUUGAUCAACAAAUAACAACCGCUCCCUCACUUAAGCUGGCACACAAUAAGCUGGCAGAUAACAGUCGGGUUGUCAGUUUGUGAUUUUCUGACAAUUUUGCCCAGUGCUUGUCCCAUGGGAGUUUUUCGGGUAAUCCAGUAUUUUUCUAGUAAGAUUGGGUGUCUAAACUUUCCAUAUAUACCAAAUUUGACAUUCUUUUAUUGGAAAUAACCACCCGAUAAAUACUUUUCUGGGAAAGUAUCUUUAAAAGUCGUGUCUUUCAAUUUGUUGAAUAUUUCAAUAAGUACAAUCAUUGACUAAAGCCCAGUCAUAACAUUUGGUUGCCUUCGUAAUGAUUUAUUGAAAUGAAACAACAAUAGACCAAACACAAUAUUUGAAGCAUUCUGGAUUUUUCAAGCCCGGUUCACAUUUGUCGCGGGGGGGGGGGGGGGGUAACCAAGGUCCUCUGUGUACACAUUUGUCAGGAUGGAGAUGAAUAACCAAGGUCCACCGUGUACCGUACACAUUGGUCAGGAUGUGGAUGAAUAACCAAGGUCCACCGUGUACACAUUUGUCAGGAUGGGGAUGAAUAACCAAGGUCCACGUAUGUAGCACUAUUGCCCUU